AAUCCCGUAGUGAGUGGCCCCGGUGUCACGAAUGGCUCCUCGGGCGGUCUGGCUCCUGGUCGCGCUGUCCGGUGUCCUGAAUGUGCGCUCCUGCUGGGCUUAUACCUGUCCGGCCAUCUGCCGCUGCACCGCCGACACUUUCCAGUGCAGCAGAGACACUCAGCUGGCCUCCCGGGCAGCAGCAGCAUCCGUGCUUCGACUAUGGCUCACUCAUCUGCCCUUGAAAGAAGUCCCCACUCAUGCCUUCAAGGAGCUGAUCAACGUUACAAUAAUUGAGAUUUCCCAGAGCGACUGCAUCACACAGAUACAGAGACAUGCCUUCCUUUCCCUCCACAGCCUGGCUCAAAUUUCGGUGCAGAAUAUCAACAGUCUGAGGGUUAUUGAAAAAGGGGCCUUCACUGACCUGCCAAAGCUGGAAUAUCUGAGCAUCUCUAACACAGGGGUGAUACACUUCCCAGACUUCACAACUAUCUCUUCCUUGGCACCAAAUAUUAUCCUAGAAAUGGCAGAUAACAUGAGGAUCGACAUCAUUCCUGCCAAUUCCUUCCAGGGUAUCACAGAGGAGUAUGUUGACAUGAACCUGGUUAGAAACGGCUUCAAAGAAAUCAAAUCUCAUGCAUUCAAUGGAACCAAGCUCAACACACUGAUUUUGAGAGACAACAGGCAUCUCAGUGAAAUCCAAGAAAAUGCCUUUGAAGGAGCCACAGGUCCGAGUUUUCUGGAUGUUUCCUCCACAGCUCUGAGUUCCCUCCCCCCUAAAGGGCUGCGGCAGGUGAGGUUUCUGAAAGCCAGCUUUGCCUUUGCUCUGAAGACCCUCCCUCCACUGGAGAGUCUGGCUGAGCUGCUGGAGGCUGAGCUCACGUACCCCAGCCACUGCUGUGCCUUCCACACAUGGCGUCGAAAACAAAGGGAAAGCGCCUUAAAGAACUUCACAAAGUUAUGCGAUCUCAGCGAAACUGAAACAGAUCCCGCAGGUGAUGGUGUGAACUUGAUUGAUGACAUCAACUUUGAGUAUCCAGACCUGGGAUUUGAUUGCCUUAACAACCCCUUCGUCAAGUGCACGCCAAAGCCAGAUGCUUUUAACCCUUGUGAGGACCUGCUGGGUUUUCCCUUCCUGCGCUGUCUCACCUGGAUCAUUACAGUCUUCGCUGUGACCGGUAACCUGGCUGUUCUGGUCAUCCUGCUAAUUAGCCACCAUAAGCUAACAAUCUCCAAAUUUCUCAUGUGUAACCUGGCCUUCGCUGACCUGUGCAUGGGGCUCUACCUGAUGCUCAUUGCCUUCAUGGACCACAACUCCCGUCAUGAGUACUACAACCACGCCACGGACUGGCAGACGGGACCCGGAUGUGGCAUAGCAGGGUUUUUGACAGUGUUUGCCAGUGAGCUGUCAGUAUAUACACUGACUGUGAUUAGCCUUGAACGCUGGCACACCAUCAUCAAUGCCAUGCAUGUCAACAAGAGGCUGCGGAUGCACCAUGUAGCAGCCAUUAUGGGGGCAGGCUGGGGCUUCUCUCUGCUGGUUGCCCUGCUCCCUCUUGUGGGGGUCAGUAGUUACAGCAAAGUGAGCAUCUGUUUGCCCAUGGACAUCGACACACUGGGCUCUCAGGUUUACGUGGUGGCUGUACUCAUUCUCAAUGUCGUCGCUUUCCUGUUGGUCUGCUACUGUUACAUAUGCAUAUAUCGGAGUGUUCACAACACAGAGCACUCUACCCGCCAUGGAGACACCAAGAUUGCCAAGCGCAUGGCUGUGCUCAUUUUUACAGACUUUGUGUGCAUGGCGCCAAUCUCCUUCUUUGCCAUCUCUGCAGCCCUGUGUAUGCCCCUCAUUACUGUGUCUCACUCAAAAAUCCUGCUCAUCCUUUUUUAUCCCAUCAACUCCCUCUGCAACCCUUUCUUGUACACCCUCUUCACACGGGCUUUCAGGAAGGACGUGUGCCUGCUACUGAGGCGCUGCGGGUGUGGCUGCUGCCAGGCAAACACUCUUCUACAGGUCACAGACUCUGGCUUCACACCUCAAUUCUACUCAGAAAAUGUCCACCAGAAAGCCUCACUCACUUAACUUCUAUGCCUAUCACAUUAAGAUGAAAGGUUGCUUUCUAAACAAGGGAACCACAUGACCAUCAGCACAGAGAAUUUUAUUCUGAACUUAAAGGCAGUGUCUGCUGUCUUGAUAAAAAUGUAGCAUUUCUUUAAAAAUGUAGGUCAGGGUGAAGAGAUUGUCAAUCUCGUUCAUGACAGGCAUCAGAUCAAAUUUGAUCUAGGUUACUUUACAAAACCAGAAUUUCAUGUCAGGACCAAGAGACCUCAAAUUGAAGACAACAGGUGCUGCAGCCUGCAUUUCUGCACAGGUAAUGCAGUUCAAAGCAGCAGAUGGAUGGAGCAGGCCAGUUUAUUUACAAAGCUAUUUUAAAGCAUUGGUGUUCACUUGUUAAGAUCAAGAUGCAUAAAACAGCAUUUGUAUAAGAUGUGGGUACUAGAAGAGACAUUUAUUUUUAUUUAAGUAGUAUCAAUAAGUAGAAAUUAUUUAUUAUUCUGUCCUUAUAAAGGUUGAGAUUUUGAGUUUGAAUAUAAUGAGAUAAACGUGAUCAAAUGGAAGUCUUUGUUUAAGCUUAAGAUGUAUUUUAGUGCCAUGUAUUGGGUUGCACUCAGGAUACAUUUGGACUGGGAGACUUGGAAGACUGCAGAUAUACCAGAGCAACCUCAGAGACACAGAUGGGGCCUGGUCUACAAGAAAUACUUCUGCUUUUUAGA
Messenger RNA from Morone saxatilis (striped sea-bass), 2751 nucleotides. RefSeq names its product lutropin-choriogonadotropic hormone receptor-like. Gene Ontology annotation, biological process: follicle-stimulating hormone signaling pathway; male gonad development. Gene Ontology annotation, molecular function: luteinizing hormone receptor activity; follicle-stimulating hormone receptor activity. The record is from RefSeq and is a predicted model, not a curated record. Lineage: Eukaryota; Metazoa; Chordata; Actinopteri; Moronidae. Gene Ontology annotation, cellular component: membrane.